This is a messenger RNA of Passer domesticus (house sparrow), 7237 nucleotides long. RefSeq names its product granule associated Rac and RHOG effector 1 (gene GARRE1). The transcript is spliced from 14 exons. Lineage: Eukaryota; Metazoa; Chordata; Aves; Passeriformes; Passeridae. Gene Ontology annotation, biological process: Rac protein signal transduction. The record is from RefSeq and is a predicted model, not a curated record. Gene Ontology annotation, molecular function: CCR4-NOT complex binding. The coding region runs from base 1007 to 4174 and encodes 1055 amino acids.
UGCGAGCUGCGAGUGCCGCUUGUUGUUGCCGAGCCUUAUGUUGCGUGCAUAUGGUAGCUGCCAGCAGAAGAGGAUAACGCAUUUUGGGCUGUAGCUUAAAACUUUACCAAUGCUCCCUUGCUUCUCCCUGCUUGGGGGCUUUUAUUCGUUUGAGUGGAGAGGAAAUGGUAGAGGAAAUGACCUAGAGGCCUUACAAAUACAUUUGUGCAUUUUUGUUCUGAGUCUGCAAUUGAGGGCAAACACAGUCUGGAAGCACCACUUCUUAAAGUUACAACGGAAACAACUACCUCAACAAACAGGGAAAGGGGAAGAAGGCUUGCAAUAACAAACACUCUAGUUUUUAAUAGCUUAUACUUGCAAAGUCUUCUGUAAACAGUCCAGAGUUUUUCCCCCCUCCAAUACUAAGAAGAGACACUACAAGUAAAGUGAGUUGGCAGACUGGAUCUGUCAAGACAUUUGAAGAUAUUUGAUCUGCUGACAUAAGGAUUUGCUUUUUCAAGGAAAGAGCCUCUGCACUGCUUUUAUAAUCGCUGUUGAUCGGUGGUUUGCUCCACUUUUCCUGAUACUACUAAUGGGAGAAUUGUAUUAAGGUAUUGCUUCUAAAACUAUUAUUUGCAUUGACAAAAUUAAGUUUUGUAGAUGCAACAGCAAGAGACAGUGUUGUGCUCGUGAAGAACCAGUAGGCGAUCACUUCUCUGCUCCAGUUGGCUUUUCUGCCUGCAGAGGGGAUACCACAAAGGGACAGAGCUUAAUUGAGAUACUUGGGCUUGCUUUUUGAGUACAGUUUAUAACUGCAGCAGGGCUGCACCCAACAUUGAAAACACGGAGUCAGCAAAUGUGCUGCCGUUCCCACUGCUGAUACAGAUUAUACAGACGCUUGCCUUUCUGAAAUGCCUUUUGUGAAACCUAUGUACACAGUGCUGCACUGGUACUGUACAUAGAUACCCGAGGAAGGAAUUUGACAAGUGAUUGUUAAUUCAAGAACUCUCUGGUCAAGCACUCACUUAUGUAUUGCUGCAGUGCACAAGAAAGCAAAAUGGACUAUAAGCGGCGCUUCUUGCUUGGCGGGUCCAAGCAGAAGGUGCAGCAACACCAGCAGUAUCAAAUGCCUGAGCUGGGCAGGACCCUGAGCGCCCCGCUGGCCUCGGCCACCCCCAGCACCCCCCUGGUGUCCCCGGCUGCUGCCGGCGGCUGCUCCCACCCCGCCUCCCACACGACUCCCAUCGCAGACAUCCAGCAGGGAAUCUCCAAAUACCUGGAUGCCCUCAACGUGUUUUGCCGUACGAGCACUUUCCUCACCGAGCUUUUCAGCAGCGUGUUCAGGAACUCGCACUACUCUAAGGCAGCUAUGCAACUGAAAGACGUGCAGGAACAUGUCAUGGAAGCGGCGAGCCGACUCACAGCAGCAAUAAAACCAGAAAUAGCAAAAAUGCUGAUGGAACUGAGUGCGGGAGCUGCAAACUUCAAAGAUCAAAAAGAGUUCAGCCUACAAGACAUUGAGGUACUUGGGCGAUGUUUCUUGACAGUGAUGCAGGUCCACUUCCAAUUCCUGUCCCAGGCUUUGCAGAAAGUCCAGCCAGUGGCACACUCCUGCUUUGCUGAAGCUGUAGCUCAGGAGAGGAAGAACGUUAGUGGGACUGGAGCCUCAAAUAUAAGCCCCACAAACGAGCUGGAAGAUGCAAUAAGAUCCUGGAGAGGAGCAGCAGAGGCCACAUCUCGACUGCGAGAAAGAGGCUGUGAUGGAUGUUUGGCAGGAAUUGAAGUUCAGCAGCUUUUCUGCUCACAGACUGUGGCCAUCCCUGAACAUCAGCUCAAAGAGCUAAACAUGAAAAUUGACAGUGCUUUGCAGGCUUACAAAGGGGCUCUGGAGAGCUUGGGCCAUUGUGAAUAUGCAAUGAAGGCUGGCUUCCACUUGAACCCAAAAGCAAUUGAAGCAAGUCUUCAGGGCUGUUGCAGUGAAGCUGAAGCUCAACAAACAGGAAGGAGACAGACUCCACCUCAGCCCAUUCAGUGUGAGCUGCCCACUGUCCCUGUCCAGAUUGGAUCCCAUUUUCUGAAAGGAAUCUCCUUCAAUGAGUCUGCAGCGGAAAACCUGAAGCUGAAAACGCACACAAUGCUGCAGCUGAUCAAGGAGGCCGGGUGCCACAAUGGACUCACACCCCGGGACGACUCUCCCGUGACUGAAGUGCUGAACCAGGUCUGCCCUUCCACGUGGAGAGGAGCCUGCAAAACUGCUGUGCAGCUGCUCUUUGGCCAGGCUGGACUGGUGGUUGUGGACACGGCACAGAUUGAAAAUAAAGAAGCCUAUGCUCCUCAGAUAAGUUUAGAAGGAUCAAGAAUUGUGGUGCAAGUUCCAUCAACUUGGUGUCUGAAAGAAGAUCCAGCAACAAUGUCUUUGCUACAGAGGAGCCUGGAUCCGGAGAAGACUUUGGGGCUGGUAGACGUGCUCUAUACUGCUGUGUUUGAUAUACACAGGUGGAAGGAAGGAAGGGAGCAAGCUUUGCCUUGUAUUCAGAUCCAGUUACAGCGUGAAAUCUCAGAAUUUGGGAGCCAAGUUGACAUGCCGUCGGGGAAUGGAAGCAAAUCUUCAGGGGGUCUGCAAAAGACAUUCUCAAAACUGACUUCACGGUUUACAAAAAAAACUUCCUGCACUAGUACAAGUAACACAGGAAGCUACUCAAUCCCCAAUACACCUUCCAAAAACGUCUUCAUAAGUUCCAGCUCAGAGGAGAAAGCUAAAAUGCCCACUAGCAUGGACGCACGGUUGCAGAACAUCCUGAGCAUUGGUAACUUCCCUCGGAGCGCGGAUGCCCUGCAGCCAGCGCAGAGCACAGCCAACCAGCUCGUCAAUGGCUUUCUGAUGGAAAGAAGGGACAGCUUCUUCAAACCAGAUGAUGGCAAGGAUGACAAAGGUAUGAAUUUACCAACUGACCAAGAAAUGCAGGAUGUUAUAGAUUUCUUGUCUGGUUUUAACAUGGGCAAAUCCCAGCAGACUUCUCCAAUGGUGAAAAGAAGGAACUCUGUUGCAUCCUCCACAGCAGCAGAACAAAAGUCAGGAGCAGUUCAACAGCAGCCACAGUCUGUGUCUCACACCCCACUGCAUCCUCCUCAGCAAGGCUUGUCCCAGCAGCAGUCCCAAAAGCAGCAGCAGCAAAUGCAGUAUUACCAACAUUUGCUCCAACCUAUUGGACCACAGCAACGUGUACCUGCCAAAUGGCUCAGCAAUUCUUCACAGCAGCAAGCUCCGGCUGUUGGAGCUGGGUUGUCUCAUAUAAAUCAGUGGAACAAUCCUGGUUUUUCAGAUUUAAGCUCUGAUUUGUACAGCUUGGGUCUGGUGAGCAGCUAUAUGGACAGUGUGAUGGCAGAGAUGUUAGGACAGAAACCACAAGGACCUAGAAACAACACGUGGCCAAAUCGUGACCAAACUGAUGGAGUGUUUGGGAUGUUGGGAGAAAUCCUGCCUUUUGACCCUGCAGUUGGCUCUGAUCCAGAGUUUGCCCGCUAUGUUGCUGGGGUGAACCAGGCUAUGCAACAGAAGAGGCAAGCACAGCACGUCCGUCGUCCAAGCACCACGCGUGGCAACUGGCCUCUUCCAGAUGAUCCUCACAAAACCUGGCCCUUUCCCGAGUACUUCACAGAGGGUGAUGUGACAAACAGCUGGUCUGGUACUCAAGGAGACUCUGCCAGCUCAAGUGAUGAGACCUCCUCAGCUAACGGAGACAGUUUGUUCUCCAUGUUCUCAGGGCCAGACCUUGUUGCUGCUGUAAAGCAGAGGAGAAAGCACAGCAGUGGUGAACAGGAACCCAGCACGCUGCCCUCGCCUCCCCUUCUCUCUGCAGCCGAUGACCGCAGUCAGGAUAACAAGACCAAAACCUGGCCUCCCAAGGCGCCGUGGCAGCACACAUCCUCUGUGCCCAGCACGCUGCCCAGCCAGAGCACGUCCCUGUACCCCGUGAGCAGCCCCGUGGGCCAGUGGAGCGACACCAUGCAGAUGCUCCAGGCGCCCCUGUGGGCCAGCGACUGCGCCCCGGCAGCCGGCAUCUCCUCCAGCUUCGCCUACGCGCAGCAGCAGCAGCAGUCCCAGCAGCCUUCCCAGCACAAACAGAUCAACAAGGGCUUCAAAGCUUUCCCAGUAAAGCACGAACGCAGACCGUCCUACCUGCACCAGUACUAACUGCUUUUCGUACUGAAACUGCAGCACAGGGCCAAAUGAAAAUCACAUUACUUGGAUUCACAGUGCUGUGUUGGCUAUAUCCUGUUUCUCUCGUGGUGUGGGAUUGAGGGGCUUUGGGUGAGAUGGACAAACUCCCGGAUUCUGAGUUACAGUGCUGAGCAAAUAUGGCCAAUAUGUUUGGUGUACGUGAAACAGCCCAAAACUGUGAUGUAGAAAUGCUUUUAAAAAUGUGUAAUUGCCUUUACUUUCAAGACAUUUUUUUUUUCUAAAAACAACUGCUGAAGGACUACCAUACAAGAAACACUGUAUUUUAUAGCUAUUUUUCAUAUAGAUUUAUAGUUAAAACAUCUUACUGAAACACAUUGAAUAUGUUGAAGCAAAUAUAUAGUGGUCACUUUGCUCAACACUGUUUGUGUUUAAAUUUAUAAAGGACAAGCUGUAGAACCUUUGUAUUCUCCAUUACAGCCUGUGGGCAGCUUUUUUAAAAUGAAGUGCAACAGCAGCUUUUCCUGUGCUACACAAGUGAGUUCAUUUGAGAACUGCUGCAGAAACAGUUGCAAAACUGAGUUUUGUGGCAGUUUCUUCAGCGUAGGUGAAGAUCAGCAGAACCACUCAGCCUUGUGUCGUCAAUAUUACCUGAGCUGCUUGACAUAGAUGGCACCUGUGUGGGCACUGGGAGCCUGGUUCCACACCUGUGUGGGCACUGGGAGCCUGGUUCCACACCUGUGUGGGCACUGGGAGCCUGGUUCACACACCUGUGUGGGCAGUGGGAGCCUGGUUCACACACCUGUGUGGGCAGUGGUGCCCUGGUUCACACACCUGUGUGGGCACUGGGAGCCUGGUUCACACACCUGUGUGGGCAGUGGUGCCCUGGUUCACACACCUGUGUGGGCACUGGGAGCCUGGUUCACACACCUGUGUGGGCAGUGGUUCCCUGGUUCCACACCUGUGUGGGCAGUGGUGCCCUGGUUCCACACCCGUGUGGGCACUGGGAGCCUGGUUCACACACCUGUGUGGGCAGUGGGAGCCUGGUUCACACACCCGUGUGGGCAGUGGUUCCCUGGUUCCACACCUGUGUGGGCAGUGGUUCCCUGGUUCCACACCUGUGUGGGCAGCGGUGCCCUGGUUCACACACCUGUGUGGGCAGUGGUGCCCUGGUUCCACACCUGUGUGGGCAGUGGUUCCCUGGUUCCACACCUGUGUGGGCAGUGGUGCCCUGGUUCCACACCUGUGUGGGCAGUGGUUCCCUGGUUCCACACCUGUGUGGGCAGUGGUGCCCUGGUUCACACACCUGUGUGGGCAGUGGGAGCCUGGUUCACACACCUGUGUGGGCAGUGGUGCCCUGGUUCACACACCUGUGUGGGCAGUGGUGCCCUGGUUCCACACCUGUGUGGGCAGUGGUGCCCUGGUUCCACACAAACCAUGUCCUAUGGCUGCAUUUGGCCAAAGGCAUCACCCACACGGUGCUCCUGCAGUGUGUGAAAGCAAAGCCUAAGAGACUACUUGCAUUUAUUUAAAGUCUUAUUUCAGAUGCUACGGUUGAUUGAAAAUUGUGAGCUGGCUCAGAAGAUACUAAAACUGAAAUGUGGGGUAGCAGUUAGUUAAAAGAACAUUAUUUUUUUUAAAAGGAUAAAGUAGUUAUUUGCAGUCAAUAUGUGCCAUUAAGUGAACCUGUGGAAUUAGGAAUAAUCUUCCAACCAAAGUGGAUGGGGGCGAGUGACUGGUGCUUACAAAUUCAAGAACAAUGGUAAAUAUAUGUAUACCUAUCCCACUGUAUAUGAAUUGAGAUUACAGAAGAUUCUUUAUAUAGUUAGAGCUUAUUUAAAUUUUCAUAUUUCAUCUUUGAAAGAGUCUAAAAACCACAAUAUUUUCUGGUAUAAGAGUUUUGACAGUAUUAAUCUUAUUUUUGUAUUUUUCUUAAGUCAUAUCAUUCUAAUAUGUUAACUACUAGUAAAAUGGGUUAUUAGUUCUAACUACAUAAUUUUUCAAUGAAGAUAAAGCACAUUUUUUGGUUUUGGUUUUACAAACUAAGUACAUCUAUAUCUAAAGAUACCAAAAAAGAAAUGCAUUAUAUAUACAUAUAUAUAUAUAAAUAAAAAGUAUACACAACACUAAACCUAUUAAACAUUUGGGUAUUUAAAACCCAUUCACCUUUUUUGUUUGUAUGGUGACGGGCUCUAUUUGCAGGCCCAGAUUGUUACCUUUUGUGCUGUUUGAGGAUGCCAAUGUUGCCUGUAUUUAUGAUAUUGUCACCAUGUUUUCUGAAACUUCAUACUUACCAUGUUUACAAAGAUUUGUUUGCUGUACAUAGACUUUUUACAGUAAUGUGCUUUGCACAAUCAGUGUGGCUUCUGUCUGUAAAUUGUUAAUGGUCUGUACUACUAUAAUUUUGAAAACCUUCCACUGAAAAUGUUAGUGGUUAUUUAACUUCAUGAAUGGUUUCGAGUUUCCUAAAUCUUGUUGUUUAGAUCUAAUAUUAAAUCCCAAAUUUGGUUGUACUUACUUGGUUAUUCAUACUAAGACCAAAAUGGAAGUUAAUGAAAACUUAAUUUUGAACUUUUUUUCUAACAAGUGCCAAAAUGAUUGCUAUAGUUUUUGCAGUUUAUUCAUAAUUACAAAUGCUGGCAAGUUUCUGGACCUACAUAAGUGAAUUGUGAACACAAAGAAAGUUUGUCUGCAUUUUGACCACGUGGGUGCUACUCUGUCCUUUGCUUCCGAUUGUUCUGAACACUGGUAAUUUUAAGAAUUGUUGCACUUGGCAAAUGAGUCUUGCCCUUAAACUUCACUUACACUGCCAAGUGCAAGGGUUUGGUGCUUAGUUAACUUACCCUUAUUGCAGUGCUUCUUGUGAAUAGCUAACGCUUCUGAACUGGAACUGUACAGUUUGUAUUUUAAAGCUUCUGUAAAAGUAAACUAUUUGCUUUAUUAAAGAUAUACAUUUAAUAGGUCAUACCUGUUUAAAAUAUGCACCUUGCUGAAAAUGAGCAGCACCUUAAACUGUAAUUUCGGUUUGUAAACAAAGAUCUUAUUACAUUAACAUGGGAUUAUUUAAGAGUUUGAAAA